Messenger RNA from Fraxinus pennsylvanica, 1170 nucleotides. The record is from the annotation of a GenBank genome assembly. NCBI's taxonomy places the organism in Eukaryota, Viridiplantae, Streptophyta, Magnoliopsida, Lamiales, Oleaceae.
AUGGCUUUGUACUCCUCCAUCUCGCCUGGUGCCUUGGUUCUCAUGUUACUAAUAUUUCCUAUGUUGAUCAACAACUUAGCUGCCAAACAUGGUUAUACAACCACCAUCCACCACCACCACCACCACCAGCAUCACCACAAUCGCCUCCCCGAGAAGGCCAUGUCAAACAAAAGUCUUCAACAAGCUUAUAUCGCGCUCCAAGCGUGGAAGCGUGUGAUCUACUCCGAUCCGAACAACUUCACUUCCAACUGGGAUGGUCCAAAUGUGUGCAACUACUCAGGAGUUUACUGUGCUGCAUGUCCUAACAACACGAAAAUUCAAGUUGUUGCUGGUAUUGACCUAAACCACUGUGACCUAGCCGGAUUCUUGCCUGAUGAAAUUGGCCUCUUAACUGACCUUACCUUGAUUCAUCUAAACAGUAAUCGCUUUUGUGGAAUCCUCCCACAAAGUUUAUCGAACUUAACUCUACUCUACGAGAUCGAUCUCAGUAACAACAGAUUUGUUGGCCCUUUUCCAUCUGUCGUGCUAUCGCUUCCUUCACUAAACUACCUUGACAUACGCUACAAUGAGUUUGAAGGGAAAGUGCCCUCCGAACUCUUCAACAAAAAACUCGAUGCCAUAUUUAUCAAUAACAAUCACUUCACUUCCGUGCUCCCACCGAACUUUGGCACAAGUUCAGCAUCCGUUAUAGUAUUCGCCAACAACAAAUUUGAAGGAUGCAUCCCUCCAAGUAUAGCAAAUCUCGCGAAUACUUUAGAAGAAUUAUUACUGAUCAAUACUAGCGUAAAAGGUUGUUUACCACCAGAAGUUGGAUUUCUAUACAAAUUAAAAGUACUUGAUGUUAGCUAUAACAAAAUUGUUGGUCCAAUCCCCUAUAGCAUUGCAGGUUUGGCUCAUUUGGAGGUACUGAAUUUAGGCCACAAUAUGAUGACUGGAAUAGUACCAGAUGGAGUUUGUUGUUUGCCUAAUUUGUCGAAUUUUACGUUUUCUUACAACUUCUUCUGUGAAGAAGAAGGUAUUUGUAGAAAUCUAACUUCGAAAGGGAUUAUGUUUGAUGAUCGUCGAAACUGUUUGCCAGACAAGCCUCAGCAAAGGAGCAAGAAAGAAUGUGAUGCAGUGGACCAACAUCCAGUUGAUUGCACCCAAAACUGCAGUAAUUCUCUCCAUUAA